CAGCCUGGUCCCGCCCACCGAGGAGUCAUGGUUGCCAUGACUACCGCGGACCCUGUCGGUUCAAUGCGUUAAAAACUCGGCACCAGACGACGUGGACUCGGGAAGCUAAGGAAGGGAGAAGGAGUGAUGGCUGAUCUAGUUAAAGACAAACCCCAAAAACACGAGAAGAAAGUAGAAAAACUGCCCACGGACGGAACCAGAAGCAAAGAAAAAGCUGGCCGGACUAAGGACCCUGCGAUCACUGCUCCGGGCGUGGAUGAGCAAGGUGACGACCAAGGCACAGCUGGAAUGAUGGAGAAUACCUACCAACUGGGCCCUUCUGGACAGUUCCCUGUCUCUGCUGUCUCCAAUAUACUGAAGGAAGAAAUCACCAAUACUCUCCAAGAAGAGAAGUAUGAAGCACAGCGCUGUCAAGAUCUGGCCCUAACGCUCUGUGAAGGGAUAAGGAACCGUGUGAAGGAGCUUCUGAUCCCCAGAUAUAAAACCGUCGUCCUGGUCCACAUCGGCCAGCUCAACGGGCAGGGGAUGCAAAUCAGCAGCCGCUGCCUCUGGGAUCCAUCCUGUGACACAUUUACGUCUUACUCCUUCAAGAACAGCUCUGUGUUUUGCAGUGGCACUGUGUACGGGGUCUACUUUGAGUAACUCAGCUCAGGUUUUAGACGUUGGUGAAAGACUUCCAUAUUAAACAAGAACUUUGGACAAACAUUCAUGAUGCUUUUUAUUCAUGCUCACAAGAUAAAUCACAACA
Fundulus heteroclitus (mummichog) is the source of this 748-nucleotide messenger RNA. Its product is annotated as tctex1 domain-containing protein 1-B. Bases 127 to 642 code for a protein of 171 amino acids. Gene Ontology annotation, cellular component: cytoplasm; cytoplasmic dynein complex. Gene Ontology annotation, molecular function: dynein intermediate chain binding. The transcript has 5 exons. The record is from RefSeq and is a predicted model, not a curated record. Gene Ontology annotation, biological process: microtubule-based movement. Lineage: Eukaryota; Metazoa; Chordata; Actinopteri; Cyprinodontiformes; Fundulidae.